AUGCUCCUCUCCUUGGUGCCGGUGUUGCUGGUCUCAGCGUGGGCUGGCUGGGCUCAAGAGUUAAGCGAGGACAGAGUAAAUAAGAGAGGCAAAUCCGUGUCACCAAAUAUUCAUGAUGGUCAAGCUGUUUUGGACGAAGACUGUGGCCUGGAGCUCUCCUUUCUCCUGGACAGCUCUGAGAGCGCCAAGGACAAUCACGAGCAGGAGAAGCAGUUCGCCAUGAACUUGGUGGAUAAACUCCAGGGGACGCGUCUGGCCAACGGCCGGAGCUUGAGUCUGAGGGUAGCUCUGCUCCAGUACAGCAGUCACGUCAUCAUAGAGCAGACCUUUGGAGACUGGAGGGGGACGGAGAACUUCAAGAGCCAAAUCACUCCCAUCAUUUACAUCGGACAUGGCACCUACACCACCUACGCCAUCACCAACAUGACCAGGAUCUACAUGGGGGAGUCCGACGUCGGGAGCAUCAAGGUGGCUGUGCUGCUGACGGACGGCAUUUCCCACCCGAGGAACCCGGAUAUUUUCUCAGCCGUGGCUGAUGCCAAAAACCAGGGCAUCCGGUUCUUCACUCUGGGCAUCACCAGGGCGGCCAAUGAACCAGCCAACGUGGCCCAGCUGAGGCUCAUCGCCAGCUCUCCCGCCUCCACCUUCCUGCACAACCUGCAGGAUCGAGACAUAGUCGGGAAAAUUGCCACUGAAGUUACCACCUUGGCUAAUGAAGGGUGCCCGUUGGCUCAGAAAUGUGCCUGUGAGAAGGGGGAGCGGGGACCAAGUGGACCUGCGGGGAAGAAGGGUCGCCCUGGAGAAGAUGGCGCUCCGGGGCAGAAAGGUCAAAAGGGCGAGGCUGGACUGAGUGGUCUCGCCGGGCGAGAGGGAGCUGAGGGUAAACCUGGAUACAAAGGAGACAAGGGUGAGCGGGGGGAGUGUGGCACACCAGGAAUCAAAGGAGACCGGGGUCCUGAGGGUUCAGUCGGCCCAAGAGGACUGAGAGGCCUGCAGGGGUCACCAGGACCACUGGGAGACAUCGGACCAGAGGGGCUGCAGGGCAAGCAGGGUGAACGUGGACCAGCAGGUCCUCCUGGGAUUCAGGGCGAAACUGGCAUCGGGCUUCCUGGACCAAAAGGUGACAUGGGAUUCCAGGGUCGUCCAGGGCCACCUGGACCACUUGGAGUGGGUGAACCUGGCCCACCGGGACCUCAAGGACCACAAGGUGUUCAAGGAGAAAGGGGACCUCAUGGCGAAGGCUUUCCAGGCCCAAAAGGUGAUCGAGGGCUGGCUGGACCCCGAGGACCCAGAGGACAGCAGGGUGUAGGGACCAAGGGGGAGCAGGGUGACUCUGGGCCCUCAGGUCCUCCAGGUCCCACUGGCCCAAUUGGUGUGGGCAUACAAGGAGAGAAGGGAGUUGAAGGUCCACGAGGUCCACCAGGUGUCAGAGGUGUCCCAGGAGAAGGUCUACCUGGACCUAAGGGAGAUCAAGGUUUGCCUGGAGAGCAGGGUUCUCCUGGAGAGAGAGGCAUAGGGGAACCGGGUGCAAAGGGAGAGCCCGGAGCUGCUGGUUUAGGAGGUCUGCCAGGACUUCCAGGAGAGGAUGGAGCUCCAGGGCAGAAGGGAGAACCCGGGUUACCUGGUAUUAGAGGGUCUGAGGGUCCUCCGGGGAUUGGCACCCAGGGGGAGAAGGGAGACCAAGGUUUGAGGGGCAUCCGAGGGCUACAUGGUCCACCUGGGGUAUCAGGCCCAUCAGGACCAAAGGGUGAACGUGGGGUCCCAGGCCAGCAGGGUCUGCCUGGACAGCCUGGACGCUCCAUAAGUGGGCCCAGGGGAGACAUUGGUCCUUCUGGACCCCCUGGCCCAAUCGGUGAAACAGGUCUUGGUCUUCCUGGUCCCAAGGGUGAUCGAGGCCUACCUGGUCCAGCCGGACCAAUUGGUCCAAAAGGCGAAGGCAGCCCUGGCCCUGUGGGUCUUCCUGGGCUACCAGGCUUGCAGGGUGAGCCCGGCCAAGAAGGAGUGGGAAUUCCAGGACCAAAGGGUGACGUUGGUUUUAGGGGACCACCAGGUCUUCCUGGGCCACCUGGCGAGGGUAUCCAAGGACCACCAGGAAAUGCAGGAAGACCAGGGCCCCCUGGACCAAAUGGACCCGCAGGAGAGGGCAUUCAAGGUCCAAAGGGUGACCAAGGAACACAAGGUAUGACCGGGCCUAGAGGACCUGCAGGACAAGGCUUACCUGGACCAAAAGGUGACCGUGGGUUACAGGGUGAAAGAGGACUGAAGGGUGCAAAAGGAGAUUUAGGCGAUCCUGGAAUCACCGGAGAGGCGGGACGACCAGGAAUGAAAGGAGAACCAGGCCUGACGAGAGAAGACAUUAUCAAGCUGAUUAAAGAAAUCUGUGGAUGUGGCGUCAAGUGCAAAGAGCGACCGAUGGAGCUGGUGUUCGUCAUCGACAGCUCCGAGAGCGUCGGCCCUGAGAAUUUCGAAAUCGUCAAAGACUUUGUCACCAGAUUGGUGGAACGGACAACAGUUGGACGCAACGCCACAAGGAUUGGAAUGGUCCUUUACAGUCUGGAUGUUCAUUUAGAGUUCAACCUGGCUCGCUACAUGAGCAAGGAAGAUGUCAAGCAGGCCAUCCGGAAGAUGCCCUACAUGGGUGAGGGCACGUACACCGGCACUGCCAUCAGAAAGGCCACCCAGGAAGCUUUCUUUAGCGCCCGACCGGGUGUCAGGAAAGUAGCCAUCGUCAUCACUGAUGGUCAGACUGACAAACGGGAGCCUGUGAAGCUUGAUAUCGCUGUGCGGGAGGCUCAUGCCGCCAACAUUGAAAUGUACGCUUUGGGGAUUGUAAAUUCCACUGAUCCAACGCAGGCUGAGUUCUUGAGAGAGCUUGAUCUCAUCGCUUCUGACCCUGACAGCGAACACAUGUAUCUUAUUGAUGAUUUCAACACACUCCCAGCGCUGGAGUCCCAACUGGUCAGUCAGUUCUGUGAAGAUGAAAAUGGAGCUCUGAUCUACAACCGUGUCACAAAUGGACACUGGAACGGCAACAAUGGACAUGGACAUGACGUAAAUGGUAACCAUGUCAAUGGCCAUGGCAAUAACGGUCACAGCUUUGGCUAUAACGGAAAUAGCCGCAAUGGUUUUGUCUACCAAGAGGACCUCCUACACCAGAGACGCACCAGCAGCCGAGGCAGAGGAGACACCUUCACACUGCCCAUCAGUUCCGAUCCCCUUCCUAUCCAGGUCGUAGAGGAUGAUGAUGGUGAAGAUCUAGAUUUAAGGGCACAGGUGAGGGGCAGCAGCAAUGUGGCGUUAAUCAACAAAACUGGAUCGUCCUUUGCUGUGAGAGAGAAAACUGCGUCAAAAGCAGUAGUGUCAUCAUCGUCGUCAUCAUCAUCAUCCUCAGUUGUGAAAAUUGUGGAAUCAAAUAAGUUUCAGCCAGACGAAGUUCAAGCUCCUGCCUUGGAUCCACGUUGUAACCUCAGCUUAAACCAGGGAACUUGCCGUAAAUACAGCGUCCAAUGGUACUAUGACAAGCAGGCAAACGCCUGUGCUCAGUUCUGGUAUGGAGGCUGCGGUGGAAAUGACAACCGUUUUGAAACCGAAGCAGAAUGCAAGAAGACAUGUGUCCUAUCAAGAACAGGAUGA
Molecule: messenger RNA, 3633 nt
Organism: Synchiropus splendidus (mandarinfish)
Lineage: Eukaryota; Metazoa; Chordata; Actinopteri; Syngnathiformes; Callionymidae
Gene: col28a2a
Product: collagen, type XXVIII, alpha 2a
Exons: 34
Coding region: 1-3633 (1210 amino acids)
Molecular function (GO): serine-type endopeptidase inhibitor activity
Source: RefSeq, a predicted model, not a curated record